This is a messenger RNA of Epinephelus moara (kelp grouper), 1993 nucleotides long. Its product is annotated as zinc finger protein 431-like. Gene Ontology annotation, biological process: central nervous system development; regulation of transcription by RNA polymerase II. Lineage: Eukaryota; Metazoa; Chordata; Actinopteri; Perciformes; Serranidae. Gene Ontology annotation, molecular function: RNA polymerase II cis-regulatory region sequence-specific DNA binding; DNA-binding transcription factor activity, RNA polymerase II-specific. The coding region runs from base 115 to 1161 and encodes 348 amino acids. The record is from RefSeq and is a predicted model, not a curated record. Gene Ontology annotation, cellular component: nucleus. The transcript has 2 exons.
CAUCGAGCGGAAGUAAGCAAAACAGAUGUUAGCUGCGUUAGCUCAGUGGAAUUAGCGGGGAGAUGAGAGUGUAGUUGUCGCGUUAAUUAUUGUUUUACUCAUAAUUAAACAACCAUGUCUUCAGUGGAGUAUCUGAGAGAGUUUGUCAACGAGCGACUAACUGCUGCUGCUGAAGAAAUAUUCGGAGUUUUUAAAAGAACCAUCGUCGAGUACGAAGAAGUGAUCGACCGUCAGCGCAAACUGUUGGAUGUCAUUUGGAAACCCGAUAUAGAGCUUAUCAGGAUAGAGCUCCCACAUCAACAUGUCCGUAAGGAGAUGGAGGAGGAGGGUCUGGCUGAGCGGCAGCUCCGCAUUCAGGAGAUGAACUCCAGUGUGGACCAAGAGGAGCCAGAGCCUCCACUGAUUAAAGAGGAAGAGGAGGAAGUGUGCAGCAGUCAGGAGGGAGAGCAGCUUGUAGUGAAGCAGGAGACUGAUGGCUUCAUGUUGAUUCCUCCUUAUGAGGAAAGUGACCACAGUGAACCAGAAACAAACAGUGACCACCAGCUCCUCUCUUACAGCUCUCAUGUCACUGAGAGCCAAGAUCAGGUUGGAGGCGAGCAGGAAGACUCGGGAUCAACUAGAAAUACAGAGCUUCAACCAAAUAAAAGACAUCAUGAAAGCAGUAUUCACAGGAACAAUGAUAACAACUGUACCAUGUCAAAGAUCCACAGUACCACUCACAGAAGUAGAAAUUAUUUCAAAUGUGACACAUGUGAGAGAGUUUUCAAGUUUAAGUCCCAACUGUAUGCACACGUGAGACAACACACAGGUGAGAAGCCGUUUUUGUGCAAAACAUGUGGGAAAGCUUUCAGACGUAACGGUGACUUGAAAGUCCAUGUGAGAAUCCACACAGGUGAGAAGCCGUACGUCUGCAGGACCUGCGGGAAAAGAUUCUGUGAGAUGUCCGCAUUGACGAGGCACAUGAAAACCCACACAGGUGAGAAGCCACAUACCUGUAAAACAUGCGGAAAAGCUUUCAGGCGUCGUGAUGACUUGAGGGUCCACUUGAGAACUCACUCGGGUGAGAGGCCAUAUACGUGCGAAACAUGCAGGAGGGAUUUCAGAUCUAGCAGUAACUUGAAAAGCCACAUGAGAAAGUGUGUAUGUGAGAAGCUGUAUUAGUGCAACACAGAGGUUCCAGUUGUGGUCACACCCAUCCAGGUGAGAAGGUGUGUCAUUGGAAAUGACAUGGAAGAAUUUUAAAGGUCCAGUGUCGAGGAUUUAGGGAGUAUACUGAAAAAAUGGAAUAUAAUAAGUAAGUUUGCUGUAGUGUAUAUUCACCUGAAAAUAAGAAUGUUCUUGUUUUCGUUACCUUAGAAUGGGACGUUUAUAUCGACAUAAGGAGCAAGACCUCGUUUAUGGAGAUAGCCAUUUUGCACCGCCAUGUUUCUACAGUAGUCCAGUACGGACAAACUAAACACUGGCUCCAGGUAGGGCCAUUUGCAUCUUGCCAUCUGCACCGCACUGCACAGCAAACGCAGCCGGUGGGUAUUGACGGACGGCGGAGCAUGCAGCGGAUAACCAGCGCCGCCGUUCCGCAACGGACACGAAUCCAGUGGAAAUCCGGCGUAAGAAUGUGGCCAAAAUGGUUACUGCACUCAAAUUCAAAAUACUGCCGGGAUACAGCUGAGGAGGAGCCGGCUGUUAAUGCUAUGUACCGGGACACUGCUAACGCUGCUGCUGGUGUUCUGUCAAAGACGGUGGAUAAGUACACCAGGAUACAGCUGAGGAAGGGCCGGCUGCUAAUGCUAUGCGCCGGGACACUGCUAACGCUGCUGCUGGGAUACAGCUGAGGAGGAGCCGGCUGUUAAUGCUAUGUACCGGGACACUGCUAACGCUGCUGCUGGUGUUCUGUCAAAGACGGUGGAUAAGUACACCAGGAUACAGCUGAGGAAGGGCCGGCUGCUAAUGCUAUGCGCCGGGACACUGCUAACGCUGCUGCUGGGAUACAGCU